CCCCACCGCCUGCCCCUCUUUACCUGCUUUGGUUUCGGUGAGCAGUGCUGCCAAUGGUACCAUCCUGUUUCCUGGAGGCUGCCCUUCUUUAGACUACCUGCAAGACCGUCCAAAAAGGAGAGGCAUGAGUUCCAGCUUGUACCCGAGCUCAAAAGAAGCUGCUAGAAAAGUUCAGCCAAAAUCACACAUACUAAGCAAGAGUCUGUUAACGUCUAAGUAGGCUCAGCGAUAGCACCAUUUCCCCAGGUCGUUCUUCAUCCUUCAGUAAAUGCACAGUACUGAACAUCUGAAUGUGCAGUCCUGGAUUAGACUUUCAUUUACCCAUUUCUGAGAACACAAUCACUUGGCUCUCACUUUGGACAACAAGCAGUUUUUUUUUCUGGAUAUAAAGUUUUCUCAUUUUAAUUUGUGCAUCGUUUUUUUUUUUUUUUUUUUUUUGCUUUGCAUGCUUAUCUUAUUUUCCCAGUUAAUCCUAAAGAGUAAUCAUUGCUGAUCAUGUCAACACACUAUUAGUGCCUGACUGUUUGGGCUUCCUUGUUAAUCAUUCUUAGUACUCAGGCUUAUUAUCAUACUGACUGGGUAUGAUCUGAACCAAAUUGCCUGGCCGUAAGCUGUAAGUGUUUUUCUAUUGAGUACAUGUUAUCAGAACAUGUACAAUGCACAGUAGGACCUCUGAGAUAUGAAUGCAUUGAUAAUGGACAUUGUUCCAAACUCUGAAAUGGUCUCAACUUAGUAUAUGAUGUGAAAAUGCAUUGUAUAAACAUAUGCUCAUUUCAGAAUUUAUGCAUCUAUGCCAUUAUAUUCAAUAUUCUUAUUUAGUUUUUUUAAGAUGUGAAUUGGGAAACUGACCUGCAGCUCCGCCUCUGGUUGAACACUGUGCCUUGCAGUUGGAGUCUAAGGAAACUGUCCUUUCAUUUACUACUUGUGACAUUUUUCUGUGUAAGAAUAACAUCCCUGUCUCUGGGACACAAGGCCUAAGAAUGGCAUGUUAUAAAAAUGGCAAAGUGAUUAAUAAGGUGGCUAAAAUGAACAAAAAAAUGAAACUAAAUGCAAAUAACUUGAAUUCUACUGGGAAACCAGUCAUUUCCCAUGAAUUUCACAAUUGCAGUUGGCGCAAACUUAAUCUAAAUUUGCCACUUCUGUAUAUAAAUCUCUACUUUUUAAAAAUUCCACCAGUCGCUCAGGACUGAGAGACAAAAGCUGGAUACAAAACCAUUUCGGUACUGCUCACAAAAACAUUGUGAUCCAAAAUGUUCAAAUGGUUGAGUCAGAUUUAUUGGAAAAACUUUUUUUUUUUUUUUUUUUUUUAAACAUGUUAACUUUCAUCUGUUGCAGCUUAUUUGUAUUCUCCACCUCUUAACAUUUGAAGUUAAUUUGGUGUAAUUGCUAUUUAUAUUUGGAUACUGGAAUUGCACAGUAAGAUUAUACAUACAGUGCAGUCUGUAAGUGCUUGGACAGUGAUACAAUUUUUGUAGUUUUGGCUCUGUACUCCAGUUUAUCGGAUUUGAAAUGCAACAAUGAAUAUGAGGCUAAAAUUCAGACUAUCAGCUUCAAUUUGAAGGCAUUUACUUCCAUAUUGGGUGAUCAGUGUAUGAAUAUUUAUACAAAGCCCCCCCCCCCCCCCCCCCCAUUUUAGGGGUUCAAAAGUAAUUGGAUGAAUUAAACAUAUCCGUAAAUAAAGUCAUUGUAUUUAGCACUUGGUUGCCAAUGCUUAGCAUUCGAUUACAGCCUGAAGUCUGAAACCCAUAGACAUCACCAGAUGCUUGAUAUCUUCCCUGGCGAUGCUCUGCCAGGCCAGUACUGCAGCCAUCUUCCGCUUCUCUUUGUUCUUGGGAUGGUUUGCCUUCAGUCUUGUCUUCAGCAAGUUAAAUGCAUGUUCAUUUGGAUUCAAGUAGGGUCGUUCUGUUAUUCUUCUCCUGAGGUUUACCAGUGGUUUGCAUCUUGGUGUCGCUUCACUUUAUGGUGGUCUUUGAAACAUCUAUGCCUACAUCCUGGAGAGUGUUCUUGAUCUGUUCAGCAGUUGAAAAGGGUACUUUUUCGGUCAUCCACUACAGUGAUCUACCAGGUUGUUUUCUAUUGCUGGGCUCACUAAAGCCUUUUUGCUUCUUAACAAUGGCUAUGUCUGUGAUCAGUUUAUUUUGAUUUUUCAGCCUUUACUGGCAUUGACACUUCUUUGGUUCUCAUCUUGAGAAACAAUAGCAACAGACUCCAAAUGCAAAUCCCACACCUAGAAUCGACUACAGAUGUUUUGUUAGCUUUCUUGUGCAUGAAACAAUGAUGCAAUGAGAGACAGCAGGCCGCUGGGCAGCUAAUUGUCCAAUUACUUUUUGCCCUCAUAUUCAUUGUUUCAUUUCAAACUUCAGUGUGCUGGAGUACAGAGCCAAAACAACAAAAAUUGUGUCACUGUACAAAUACUUACAGACUGCAGUGUAUGUAUAUCUGCAUGCACAUACCAAAGUCAAUUAAGAUUUAAAAAAAAAAAAACCAAACACAUUUUUGCAAGUGUUGGUAAUUAUUUGUAUAUAAUUUAUGCUCAACAUUCAACUGAUGGAUUAAACUAGCAACAGCCUUUACAAAAUCAAUUCUUACACAUUUUGGUAUUGACUUGGAAAGAAAACAUCACAACAAAUUUAGAGUGAAAACCCCACAAUCUUCACAGAUUUGAUUUGUACAAAUAUUAAAAUUCAAAAUGCAAUUCACUUUAGUUUUUCUACUCUGCCCCUUAUUAAAGUGCCCAGGUUUAGAGUGAGUUUCAGUAGAACCAGAAGUCCGUUGCCUUUGGACAUCAGUACCUAACUGCAGCCAAUUGCAUCCCUCUGACGAGGCGGGACAUGCUGGCUGUAGCUGAAGGAAGGAAGUUCCCUCUGAAGCAGGGAGUGUCUGCAUAUAAAAUGGUCUGCAGUUCUCUGCUUCAUAGGUCAGAAGCUUGUUUAUUUUGUUUCUGUGGCUACGCUCAGUCCCAACCAAAUUAUCUGAACCUGUAACGAAAAAGCUCCAAUUGGCAUGCAUCAUUUGACACAUAAUUUUCAUUAGUUCCAAACAAUUAUUUAGGAUCGACUGUUUUGUUGUACAUAUUCAUAUCGAUAAAUAUACAUGGUACUCUGUUUGUUCUGCCUCAGUUAUUGUAUCAGUAUUUUUCAUUCAUAUAUUUUAAAUUUAAUACAAAUAUAUGUGAAUUUUUCAUUCAUGCAUAUUUUUAAAUCCGUACAACAAAACCUAAUGUUCUGAUUUGGGAAACAUUUGGCAUAUCAUUUUCAACUGAGGCCAGUUUAUUUCCCAAAAUUACAAAUUUCAGACACAAAAUCUUAUUUUUAUUCUACACUAAAAUAUGAAAUAAUGAACAGACAGACAAGCAUGCACACAUACACGUGCACAGAACGUGCACACACACAGAUUAUGAUGCUACAUAAAACAAAACAAAAAAACUGAUUUGAAAUUGGGAGUCUUUAAAAAAAAAGAAAGAAAGAAAAAAAAAAGGACAAAAAACCCAAAUGCAAUCAUCCCCAAAUUUCGCUGCUUGACUGGGACUGCUAGCCAACACUGAUGGAGAAGCCCUUAUUCACUGUCCAAUUGUACACACUGCAGAUGCCAGCUCCACAUCCUCUUCUAUGCCCAUGGGAGGUCCUCGCUCUGCUUUUCCUGCCUCUUCCAGCCCCACCAUGCACUCCUCUACCUCAGUGACCGACCAGGCCUCUGCUCACAGCGGCUGCACUCCAGGUCCGGGGGUAAGUAGCCGAGGGGUGGCGGAGAUGCUGGUCCUGGAGGGCCAGCUGUCGGUAGCCGAAGCUGGCACCAGCAGCAGCGGUGGCAGCGUCCGGGCUGGAGGCAACGGGGGUGGGGCAGGGGCUCAGCCGCCCCAGCAGCAGCAGCAGCAGCAGCAGCAGCAGCAGCAGCAGCAGCACCAGACGACCCCCUCCAAGCGCCGGACGGUCCUCAACAUCUCGCCGCCCCCGGAGGACCUGCUGGACGACAGCCGCAUGUCGUGCCAGGAGGACCCCCUCCAGGACUCGGAGCAGAGCAGCAGCAUCUGGAUGGACGACUCGACCUCCAACUUCAGCUUCAUGAGCUCCAGCUCCUACAACGACAACACCGAGGUGCCCCGCAAGUCUCGCAAGCGCACCCCGCGCCAGCGCCCGGGGCCCAAGCCCAUCUCCGCCCAGGACGCCAGCAUGGACGUGUUCGACGCCGACAGCGCCAAGGGGCCGCAUUUCGUCCUCUCCCAGCUGGGCCCGGACACCAAGAACUGUCCCAAAGGAAGCGGUUCCGAGAGCCCCCAGACGCCCAUCCAGAAGGGCGGCACCCUCUCCGGUCAGUUCCCCGUGAAGGCCGAGGGCAAGGAGCUGAAAAUCCUGGUCCAGCCCGAGACCCAGCACCGAGCCCGCUACCUGACCGAGGGCAGCCGGGGCUCGGUGAAGGACCGCACGCAGCAGAGCUUCCCCACCGUGAAGUUGGAGGGCUUCAAUGAGCCAGUGGUCCUGCAGGUGUUUGUAGGCAAUGACACAGGCCGAGUGAAGCCACACGGGUUCUACCAAGCCUGCAGGGUGACAGGCCGCAACACCACCGCGUGCAAGGAGGUGGACAUCGAAGGCACCACGGUCAUCGAAGUAUGCCUGGACCCCAGCAACAGCAUGACCCUAGCGGUGGACUGCGUGGGGGUCCUGAAGCUCCGCAACGCAGACGUGGAGGCUCGCAUCGGCGUGGUCGGCUCCAAAAAGAAGAGCACGCGGGCCAGGCUGGUGUUCCGGGUCAACAUCCCUCGCCCCGACGGCUCAGUUCUCACGUUACAGACCCCCUCGUCCCCCAUCCUUUGCACCCAGCCUGCAGGAGCUCCAGAGAUCCUGAAGAAGAGCCUGCACACCUGCACAGUGAAGGGAGGCGAGGAGGUCUUCCUGAUCGGCAAGAACUUCCUCAAGGGAACCAAAGUCAUAUUCCAGGAGAAUUCAGCAGAUGAGAACUCCUGGAAGGCUGAGGCUGAGAUUGACAUGGAGUUGUUUCAUCAGAAUCAUUUGAUAGUGAAAGUCCCUCCGUAUCAGAACCAGGCCAUCUCAUCUCCCGUAUCUGUGGGGAUCUACGUGGUGACUAAUGCAGGGAGGUCCCACGAUGUGCAGGCUUUCACAUAUACACCAGACCCAGCAGCGAAUGCGGUGGAUGUGCCUGUGAAGAAAGAGGCUCCAUCUCCGGCAAAUCCCUGCUCGUUUGAAGAUCAGAUAAAGGUGAUAAGUGGCGGCUGUAGCUUGGACAGUGCCUUGAUGGCCCCAUUGAUGCCUCUUAUCAAGAGGGAAGACGUCACCCCAAUGGAGGUUUCCAGUAAUACCUCUGCUGCCGGUGUCUUCAAGCAGACCUCAGAUGGCAUCGGGUCGGCCCAGCAGUCCCUGGCCAUGAGCUCUAGUGUCCCGCCUAACAGCAUGCCCUUCCCCAGCACGAUGCCUCUCCAGCCAGGGGAGCCAGAACAGCCGCAAGCUCCCGUCUUCACCAACGCCGAGUCCUUGAGCACCAUACAGAAGCAGGACAUUGCACCUAACACCUCCUUCUCUGUGCCUGGUGACUCCCUGCUCCAGCAGGUACCCCAGCAGUUCCUCAUGGAGCCUAGAGAAAGCCUGCCUCAGGAGAGACCCGGAGGCAGCGCUGGGGUGGGGGUGGGCCUGGCUCCGAUGGUGGAGGCCCAGCAGCGGCAGGCCCAGCAGCUCCCAAUCUUCCCGCAGGAUGGGGUGGCCCAGCUGGAGAGGGCUGUGCGGGAGCUUCAGGCCGGGGGCUUCUCCAGCGCGGGCUCUGGAAACGACAGCCUGGUCCAGCAGGUGCUGGAGGCAGCCGCGCAACAGCAACUCAACUCGGUGCUGUACAGCACCACUGACGAGCUCAUGCAGCAGCAGGUCCAGGAGAACAUGAACAGCCUGCAGCUGCAGCCGACUGAGAGCUCCCUUGCCAAGCAGCAGCAGCAGCAGCAACAGCAGCAGCAGCAGCAGCAGCAGCAGCAGCAGCAACAGCAACAGCAACAGCAACAACAACAACAACAGCAACAAGUUCUGGAGAACCUGCAGCAGCAGCUCCAGUCGGAGCUCUUCCAGCCUACGUUACCCAUGCAGUGCGGCCUCUUCCAGGGCGGCUCUCGAAGUGAGGCCCCCGAGAAGCAGGGCUCCCCACAGGCCAUGGUGCAGACCCACGCCUCCCUCUUUCAGCCGUCCGAAGGCCUGCUCUGCCCCGCCUCCCAGCAGCAGCAGCAGCCGCAGCAACAGCAGUCGCUCUUCCAGCAAGCGGGGGAGCUCCUCUCCAUACAGACCUCCAACUUCCUCCAGCAGCCUCCCUCUCACCCUUCCCCUCCCCAGCAGCUGUUCCACACCCCCAGCCCGAUGGGCGAGGCGCAGGACUCGCAGGGGACUAUGUUCCACACUCAGAAGACCUCCGCCACACGGGAGCAGGUGCAGGCGGCCAUUUUCCAGAACACCCUGUCUGUGCUGACGGGCUCCACGCUGUCUCCCGAGCAGCAGUCCGGCGCCUCCGGGCUGUUCCUCUCUCCCAACACGCUGCCCGCUCAGCUCACCGUAGACAGCAGCCAGCAGCAGCAGCAGCAACAACAACAGCAACAACAACAACAACAGCAGCAGCAGCAGCAGCAGCAGCAGCAGUUGGCUUUCCUCACAUCCCUGCAGACUUCAGCCGCAGAGCCCCAGUCGGUAUUCCAGCCCCAACCCCAGCUGCAGCAGAGCACCCCUAUGGAGCAGCAGCAGUCAUCUCAGCCUCCACCACCUCAACAGCCACCGCAACCACAAGGCUCCCUGUUCCAGAGCCUCUCUUCCCACCCCACUGCCAGCACGCACACUCCGAGCCAGCAGCAGCAGCAGCAGCAGCAGCAGCAGCAGCAGCAACAGCAGCAGCAGCAGCAGCAGGCCAACCUACUGUUCUGCAGCAGUGCCAUGAACCCCCAGGAUCAGCCCCCCAGUAUUCUCUUCAGCAGCCAAGGCCAGAUGCCCCCCAUGAGCAGCGGCAGUCUUCCUUCCCAGACGCCCCAGAACCCCGCUCUCCUUUUCUCCCAGGCCACCGCGGUGGCGGUCACCCAGCAGGAGCAGUCGGAGCCCAUGUCCUUCCAGGACCAGAGUUCAGUGACGGGGAAUCCUCCGGCGAGCGAGCCCCCCCAGCAGGGCCUGUUCCAGGAUCAGCAGCCCAUGCAGCUCGCCCCCAGCUCCAGCAGCGCCCCCGAGCAGUCCGUCACCAUCUUCAUGACCCAGCCCAACAUUUCGGCCCUGCAGGGUGGCAUGGGCACCCAGGACCUCCCACAGUCCACCAUGUUUGCCACGCAGAAUGGGGUGGCUGGCCUACAGACCACGACCUCCUCCCCUGUGCAGCAGCCGGGGUCUCUCUUCCAGACGGCAGUGAGCGGGACCAUGACCCAGCCGGGCCAAACACAGCAGCCUGGCCUCUUCCUCUUUGGAAUCCAGAACGAGUGUGGCCCGCUGAUAAACUCCCCUGGGCCGAUGCUGUCCGAUCAGCUCAUCGCCAUCAGCCAGUCGGGCCAGAACCAGCGCGACAGUGAUGCCCAGAUACAGUCCCUGCUCAACCAGUCCAUGUCCGAGUCCGGAGGCAUCCAGAACAGCAUGACCGCAUCGCAGAAGAUCGACGACCUGCUGGUCAGCCUUCAGGGGCAAGGCAACAAUCACUCGCGCUCCUAUUAGUAUGGCUGUGGGACGCAGGACCUAAGGCCCGGUCACGGCGGGGAGGUUGAAGAGGUACAGAAGAACCGGGGAAGGUCCUGUGCCCACAAGCCCCAUCAAGCAGCUCACAACUGUAAAAUUCAUUCCUCGUGUAAGAGUGGCACAGGGGGGCAGUGCCAGCCUUCUGCCAGUCCUGGGGUGGAGCGUGGAGAAAGAGAAACCCUACAUGCGAUCCGAUUCAUUGUUGUGUAGCUGUCCGCCGUUUGGCUAUAGCUGUGAAUGAAACAUAUCACGUGGUGGAAUGUCUGUUAAACACGUCAGUUCUCAGUGCAGCACUCUGCAGUUUUUAGUGGUGUUGCAGCAGUCAAAUACACGGGAGUCCUGAAUUGUGCAGGACCGCUCUGUGUGUAUUCGUAACCGUUUAUAAAGCAUUGUUCUUUUUAAAAAAUAAAACUCUUUGGGGUAAGAAAAGAAAAUAUACAAAUCAAAAGAAGCCUUUGAUAUUUUUCACCUUAUACAUUCAGCACUUUAUAACCCUUUCCUUUGUGACCAGUUACUCCUUAUAUUGACCUAUAGCUUUCUGUGUAUACUCUGUAGUCAGCAAUUUGUUCUUUUUACUAAUUAUUUGGAAGCGUUGAUUGUUAUAUGGAUAUUUUACUCAUGUGUAAUGUAUAUAUUUAUACUAUUUUCUUACUCAUGCAUGUUUUUGAGUCGUGGCUUACAUUUUAUAAAGUUGGAUUCAUGACAUAAAGUACAAAAAAUUAACUCCCUGCUCUACCCCAUUCUUUCCCAAAACUUAAUAAUUAUUACACCAUUAAUUUCUUUCUUGCCCUGGCUCCCCAAUGAUUCAAAAGGAGAUGAAGUCAAGGGAUUAAAUGAUUGAGGAGGAAAAAGCAGACCCAUAUUUAGGUCAUUAAUUUCCAUCAGAAAUGUACAGCAUUCUUUUUAGUGUGAAAGUGCAUUUUUUGUCUGUAUGUGAAUACAGACAUGCAUAUUCAUAACCGUAUGUGUAACGAUAUACGUAACUUUUGUGUGUGUGUAAUGGAAUAAAUUAUUUCCUAAUGUUAUUUGUACUGUUUAAGUACAACUUGUACAUAGUUUGUUUGUAGUCACAUCUCUGUGGUAGAUGUUGUGAUCUUAUGAUGUUCUUUAAAUGUCUGCCACAUUUGUGCUGGGCACAUGAAUUGGUAUCAGAUCAGAAAGCUUUCCAGCCCCUUGUGUUACCAGUGGGACAUUCAGAAGACAGCCUAGUUUCCUAAAGGCAAUGUUGCAUUCCUUGCCUCUUUGAUUUUUACAUUGUUAUCAGUCUUUCUUGCUCUGCUUCGUGGUGCUAACUGCAGGAGGGAUGGAGACGUGUGUGUUUCAGACAUUCAAGUUCAUAUUUUAAUUAAUAUUCUUAUAUUGGUUAAAUAAAAAUCCCUAAUACUAACUCCUUCUACCAUGGGUCAAUAAAGGAGACUGAUCGUCUUUGGGGUCUGAGGCCAUGUCUCUAGGAUCAUAACUCUUUUUAGUUAUGAUCUAAAAACAGUCAGUUUGCAGUGCAAAUUACAAAUGGAUAUAGUAAGUGGAUGUCAGUUGGUGGUUGUUGGUUGAGGCUUGCAUUUUUUGGAGAGGGAAAAGUAGUAAAGAUUAUCUGUGCUCUUUUGCUUUGUUUUGCGUAAGUAACUGUAAUUCUCAAUGUCAAAUGGAGAGUGAAGCUUUGCUCUGCUAGAGAGUUGAUAGUACCUGACUGGAAAGGAGGCAGAACUGGUUGUGCUGUUUAUAGAAAGUGUGCUGUUGAGUGUUCACUAAACCAAGGGGCUUGUCUCUAUAUUUGCAACCAGAGGAAUAGCUCAGUGAAGCCUAUUUUGGAUGUUUUUGUGGUGUUUUCUGUCACCAUUUUUGUUACUCUUUUUUAAAAAACUUAUAUUAUUAUCAUUACCUUUAUUAAUUUAGCAAACAACCGUUGUUGAUGGACAGUGUAUGUUUGACCUCUGGGCUGGUGAAGGUGAUUGGAGAGGGCCAUAUAGUCCUCUAUUGUCCUGACCUCAGUGUUCAAACAGUGUUCUUUCAGUUGUUUAAAGGGACCUAGCGCAGAAGGAUGAGCCACAAACAUACACUGGAGAAAAGAGCUGUCUAUUUAGCCACCUUCAACUCAAAUACUGAUGCUUUUUCCGUAUGUCACGGUUAUGUGUGUGUGUGUGUUUUUUUGUGAUAUUUUAGAGUAAUUGUACUAUCAUUUUUUUACUGGUUUAGUUUUUAGACAAUUUCCCAUCUCCAUUAAUCAUAUCUAAUUUAUGUUUAAAACAUUAGCAUUGUAUGCCUAACCUUCAUGCUGUAUAGUUUACCGGUUGUUCAUGGUUGGUUUUCAGUACUCUGCUGUUCUGGUCUCUUUUUUUCACAAUUGCUUCUUUCUUCCCUGCUGAACCUGUACUUGGGUGUGGUGUUAACAUGUGAAAUGUCAGCAUGUUUAGCACAUUUUCUCUUUGUAGAUUAAACGGCAAAGUAGACAAAUUCCACUUUAUUUGGAAACUUAAGAGUUAAAUGUACCAUGUACAAAAUUAUAUAGACACAGAUGUUGUAGUUUCUCCAUUUAAUAUACUGUUGUUCAAAUGCCUGGCUAAAAUCAGUUGUACGGUAUUUUGUCCAAAGCUGACAGUAACAGUCCUGAGAUUGAUGUUUUAAUCAAGACUGACCCUCUACUGUCACAUCUUGAAUUAUUAAAUCAUCAUCUAAACUAAAAAAAAGCACAGAAGGUUCAAGGACAGUAAUGCCAAACACAAAGCCAUAUAAACAGGAAAAAAAUAAUCCAACAACUCUGAUUUCAGAGUGUAAUUUAGAAGAAAAAAAGUGUACAUUACCUCAUGCAGUGUGAGUAGCAUUGUGGCUACUACAUCUGACAUCGGACCAAUUGAACUGAUAUUGACAUUCUUUAUAUUUAUAUAUUUUUGGCAGCAGCUAAAUGAAGUCUUUUUGAUGUGUCAUAAAUACCCAACUCUUUGUUAAACAUCAUAUUAAGUAAUUAUAUUUCUAAAUUGUCACUUGAUAAAAUUGAGUUGUGCUUUUGAGGGGGCCAAUUUAUUCUUUGCUGGGGCACAGAUUUUGUUUUGCCUUCACGGCCACACCAUGUUAAGACUGAUGUAAACAUUAACACAAGUAAAAGUGUUGUGUUCAACUUACACACACACACACACACACGUGUGUACAUAUAUAAUAUAUAUACAAUUAUAUUAUGUCAUCUGGAUCAGAUGCCAACUUUAUUCCAGGGGUAUCUGUCAUUACCGUAUCCUUUUUUCUCUUUCUUUUUUUUUUUUUUUGAAGGAAAUACAUGUGCCUUGACAAAUAUUGUAUUUAUAAUAGGAAUCAGAUUCCUGUACCGUUGCUGCCUAUUUCAAUUCACCAGUGGUACAGUUAGUCAGUGGAUGUCCUUAGUUCAUGAAUGACUAAUAAGCCCUCAGUCUUCUAAACAAAUUAGGUUCUCUUUCUAUCUUUCUCUCUCUUGCUCUCUCUCUCUCUCUCAAAAAUGUCCAAAAAUCUAAUGACCAGAUAAAUGUACUUUUGUAAAUUUUUCAUGCUUAUUUUGUAGUCAACCAUUUGUAAGCAUAUGUGUUGCAAGACUGACUGUAAGUGCAUUUUAAGUCUUGUCUCAAACCGCUAUGAAGCAUGACCCACCUACAUAUCUGUUACCAUUUUUCCCCUGUUUAGUCAUUUGUAAGACUUCACUAUGAGGGAAAGGGAAAAUGAUAGAUAAACGUUAAUGAACGGUAACUUAAAAGGCUUCCUCCAGGGGAGCAGCUGUAUCAUGUUCUGAAAGUGCUAUCUUCACUUUGUGAAGAUGGACUUCUCUGCUUUCUAAACACACCACCAGCAUUCUGUCUUAUUGUUUUUAAACAUCUUUUUAAAAAGUAUUAUCAGUCAGUCAUUUGGUCAAUUGGUUUGCACACUAUUGUCAUUGUGUGUUCCUUUUCCUGUCUGGCUGUUGUUUGAUGUGAAAGCUUGCUUUAUUACCAGUACACGUGCCCUUUAUUUCUGGGCUUCAGUAAUUGACAAAUAGCACUGACGUGGGGUGGGUCGAGGGAGCCUAUGUGUUUUUAGCUACCAUGUGAACAACUUGUUAAAUAUUAAAUUUGAAAUAUAUAUGUAUUUUGCUUUUGUUGGGGCAUUUGUAUAAUCUUGCAAUAUAUUUCUGUAAACUCGCUGCUAUCUAUAUCAAUAAAAAUAGAUUUUAAGUU
Messenger RNA from Anguilla anguilla (European eel), 11857 nucleotides. It is a transcript of the gene nfat5b, whose product is annotated as nuclear factor of activated T cells 5b. Gene Ontology annotation, biological process: regulation of transcription by RNA polymerase II; cytokine production; calcineurin-NFAT signaling cascade. NCBI's taxonomy places the organism in Eukaryota, Metazoa, Chordata, Actinopteri, Anguilliformes, Anguillidae. The record is from RefSeq and is a predicted model, not a curated record. Gene Ontology annotation, cellular component: transcription regulator complex. Gene Ontology annotation, molecular function: DNA-binding transcription factor activity, RNA polymerase II-specific; transcription factor binding; RNA polymerase II cis-regulatory region sequence-specific DNA binding. The transcript has 13 exons. The coding region runs from base 3609 to 7667 and encodes 1352 amino acids.